GCUCAGUUGGCGCCAGAAGAGCUGCGCCAUGAUGAGCACCCGCAGCGCUCAGCACCAGAGCACCAUCGGCUUCCCCCGCCGCAGGAGCGGCCGCCGCAUCCCCCCCACCCCGGCCAAGAGCGGCUCCGCUUCCCCCGGGGCCGCGGAUCCCGACCCGGGCCCACCCCGGACCGAGGCGCUGCCUCUGAGCCCCCGCAAGCGCCUGGGUGAUGACAACCUCUGCAACGUGCCCCGCGCCCUGCCCUGCUCCCCAGCCAAGCGCAGCAAGGAGAACCAGGGCCGCCGCUUGCUCUUCGGGGACCCCCCGGCCUCCCCCGAGAAGCCCAACAGCCCCGGACCGGCCCCAUGGCGUGGGGGGCAGGAGACUCCCCGGAGCUCGAGGCCGGCCCGCGCCCGGCUCUUCCGGCAGGAAGGCACCAGUUACCAGCAGGCAAAGCGGGUGCUGCACUCGGCUGUGCCCGACCGGCUCCAUGCCAGGGAGAGGGAGAUGGGCAUCAUCCAGCAGUUCCUGCGGGAUCACAUCUGCAGGCGCCGGCCUGGCAGCCUCUACAUCUCCGGAGCCCCUGGCACAGGGAAAACAGCCUGUCUGAGCCGGGUCCUGCUCGACUGCAAGGAUGAGCUGUCUGGGAGCACAACCAUUGUCCUGAACUGCAUGUCCCUGCGCAGCCCCUCCUGCGUCUUCCCCUCCAUGGCACAGCCCCUGGGUCUGCCCUGGGCCACCGGCCGGGAGGGUCUGCGGAGCCUGGAGAAGAGCCUGACGGCCCCAGGGCCCAUGGUUUUGCUGGUGCUGGAUGAGCUGGACCAGCUGGAGAGCAAGGGGCAGGAUGUGCUCUACACCCUCUUCGAGUGGCCCCGGCUGCCCAGCUCCAGGCUUGUGCUUGUUGGGAUGGCCAAUGCCCUGGACCUGACGGACCGCAGCCUGGCCAGGCUUGGUGCCCACGGCAGCCCCCAGCUGCUGCACUUCCCACCCUACACCAGGGAGCAGCUCAGCAGCAUCCUGCAGGAGCGGCUGGGGCAGGUGGCCGGUGACCCCGUGUUGGAUGCUGCCGCGCUCCAGUUCUGCGCCCGAAAGGUCUCUGCUGUCUCUGGUGAUGCUCGCAAGGCUCUGGAUAUCUGCAGGCGCGCUGUGGAGAUGGUGGAGCUGGAGGUGCGGAGCCAAACGCUGCUCAAGCCACUGCCUGGGGGAGACUCCCCAGCACCCCCAGUCCCCAAGCGCGUGGGGCUCCUGCACAUCUCCCGUGUGAUCUCAGAGGUGUUUGGGGACCGGCUGGCACCGGGGGGCCGGGGCACCCCAGACUCCUUCCCCCUGCAGCAGAAGGUGCUGCUCUGCUCCCUGCUGCUGCUCACCCGGCACCUGCGCGUGCAGGAGGUGACGCUGGGGAAGCUCUACGACACCUACAGCCAGGUCUGCCGGCGGCAGCAGCUCCCUGCUGUGGAUCAGGCCGAGUGUCUGUCCCUUGUCACCCUCCUGGAGUCCCGCGGCAUCCUCGAGAUGAAGAAGGCCAAAGAGGCUCGGCUGGCCAAGGUCUCCCUGAAGCUGGAUCAAGCAGCAGUGGAACACACGCUGCAGGACGCGGUGCUGAUGGGCAGCAUCCUGGCCCAGGACCUGCAGUAGCCUCCCCAUGACCGCGGGUGGGAUUCUGGUGCCAGUGGGGUUUGGUUGGGUCAUGGCAGGAGCAGGGCAAUGGCUCCUGGAGGCCUCAGCCCUCAUGUGCCCAUCCUGCCCUCGGUCUGGGGUGAUUUUAGUCAUAUUAUUAAUGUUAUUAAUGUAUUGUCAUCAUUAUUUGUGGGGCACGAGGGAUGCUGGUGCUGCUCCCUGCUUUGAGCUGUGGCCAUGGCUGCUCCUGGCUCAUUCGGAGCCUUAUGGGGCUCCUGGCUAUGGGAACAUCAGUCCUUCAGAGCAGAGCUGGGUGCAGGGAUGGAGGUGGGGACAACAACAGGGGGGGCCCCCUCUAUC
Molecule: messenger RNA, 1957 nt
Organism: Melopsittacus undulatus (budgerigar)
Lineage: Eukaryota; Metazoa; Chordata; Aves; Psittaciformes; Psittaculidae
Gene: CDC6
Product: cell division cycle 6
Exons: 12
Coding region: 29-1615 (528 amino acids)
Biological process (GO): mitotic DNA replication checkpoint signaling; cell division; DNA replication initiation
Cellular component (GO): nucleus
Molecular function (GO): ATP hydrolysis activity; DNA replication origin binding
Source: RefSeq, a predicted model, not a curated record